Messenger RNA from Gambusia affinis (western mosquitofish), 929 nucleotides. RefSeq lists its product as uncharacterized. Lineage: Eukaryota; Metazoa; Chordata; Actinopteri; Cyprinodontiformes; Poeciliidae. The record is from RefSeq and is a predicted model, not a curated record. Bases 30 to 890 code for a protein of 286 amino acids. The transcript has 2 exons.
GGGCGGCCCAAAAGACAAAGUUUUCUUGGAUGAGGUACCCUCAGGCGGCACGUGUUACUGAAGACAGCCGUCUGUUGUACCUCAUCAUCAAGAUGCUUAAGAACCGGCCGCCAGCCUGUCGUCUCACCUCCCCCACCAAGGUCACCACAGCUAUCAAAGGGCAGUACAAACGCAUUGUAGACCGAGUCAGAGACGACGCCAUCCUGAACAGUCUCUCCAUUCCUCUGCCCAACUUGAACUCCAAAUCCAUCUCCACCUUCAUUGCACGGGAGGAGAAGAAGGCCAACUUCAGGGCGACUGUCAUCCCUAAGGUGAAGCUCCACCGCAGAGUGCUGUCUGACGCACCAAUGCCAGCCGCUCCAACGCUCCCGGCUUCCCUGCCAGCUCCAAGCCGACCUCAGGUCCAGUACCUGAGCCUUCCUCAUGUGGCUGGGGAAAGGCAUGGCCAGAAGCAGAGGUUAGGAGAACCACAGAGGAACAUCCAGCCCAAACCCCCGGUGGCCACUUACAUCCCCCCCAGAGUGUCUGCAGCCCCGGUCCUGGUCGUGGUUCCUGCUCAGCCACAGGCGCCGUCGAUGAUGCUCUGUGGAACCUCCAGCGUUCAGAGCUUCGUACCUUCAGCUCCACCUCCUGCGCUGACAGCCAGGCCAACCAAGCCUCAUAAAUCCUUGAGGCCUUGUGGGGCCUGCAAAGUACCCCAGUGUGGUGGACAGAAGAGGCGAUACACACCCUCCAAAAACAAAACUGCUGGAAGUAGCCAAAAAAUAUUUAGCUUUUGCCCAGCAACAAGAAGAUCCACCACUUCUGGCUUUGAAGGCAUUGUUUAUGACAGCUUUGAGCAUUUCAAGAAGUUCGUAGACAGUGAACUUGAAAAGAAACAAGUAAACUAAAGUGUUUUGUGUUUUGGGAGAGACUACAUUGGCCAGAAA